UGGUUCCAUAUUACAGCGAGAUCUUAGUCGUUUCGAUUACGUUGCAAUGUUUUCUGUAGACGUAUUACACCGCGCUGCACCUGCUGAAGGAGUAGUCGCGUAUAUUCUGAAUUCACAUUAAAAAACUGCGCAUCAAUUAAGUUGAUCGAAGUUGUUUUGUGUAAAAGGGCAGCCAGGCUGUCUUCAACUGUCAAUCAGAUGUCGACGGAGGAUCUGUCCACUUCCGACAGCGAAGCUGCCUUCGCGGGAGCCGGGGAGCGCUGGGCGCCCGUGGGAGCCGUGGCCAGUCCGGAGGAUGAGCAGUGGAAGAGGAGCACGCAGGCUGGUUCCGUGUUGUCCAGCGAUGCAGACAUGGUAGUCAGGGUGCGGAAGCUAGAGGAUGAGCAGGAGCAGCUGAAUUCAUCGCUCCUCGCGUUAACGUCUCACUUCGCUCAAGUGCAGUUUCGACUGAAACAGAUCGUCCACGCGCAGGGCGACGAGAAAGAGCGGAUGCUCCUGGAGCUGGAGGACUUUGCUUUCAAAGGAUGCCCUCAUGUCAUCGGGUGCAGAUCACAGGAUGCUCAGAUGCUGGAAAACUCCAGUGAAAGGGAGAAGAGGGAGCGCUUGGAAGCUCAGAGAAAGAAGCAGAAGGAACUGAUUUUCCAGUUGAAGACCCAACUCGACGACCUGGAACGCUUCGCCUACCAGGAGGGCAGCUAUGACUCACUGCCUCAGUCUGUCGUCAUGGAGAGGCAGAGGGUGAUCAUUGAUGAGCUAAUAAAGAAGCUGGAUGUGAAUCUGAAUGAAGACAUUGGGAACCUCACACCAGAGGAGCUCCGACAGAGAGUGGAUUCUGCCAUAGCUCAGAUAGUCAACCCAGCUCGAGUCAAAGAGCAGCUGGUUGAGCAGCUCAAGACCCAAAUCAGAGACCUGGAGAUGUUCAUUAACUUCAUACAGGAUGAAGUGGGAAACCCUCUGUUAAAUGAUGGUGUGAAGAGCCAGCAGGCUCAAGCAGCCGGACCAAACACUGGAGCCACUGGAGGGAUGAAGCGAGGUAAUUCUACGUCACUUUAUAAUACCAUUUUAUUCGAUUUUAAAGCAAAGGUGUGUAACUUUAAAUCCCUUUUUUCCCCAUCCAAAGUGGAUCCCGAACAAGCCCAGAGGAUGCGGGAAACCGGGCUUCAGCUCAUCCAGAAAGCUUUAGCGGUUCUGCAGAUCUUCGCUCUGAGCCAGUUCGGAUGCGCUGCAGGCCACGUGCCCCAGAACAUGUGGUCUCAGGGUGCUGAAGCUCAAGAUUACGGCCCCUUGCUGCAGAAACUCGAAGGAGCCGUGGAGUGUGUGCGUCUGCAAGCCUCCCGCCAGCAGCCCAGCUCUCAGGAGGAACACGUGGUCAGCCACUCCGCCUGCCUGUCGUUGGAAGGACCUCGGGACGAACUCACCGCUUUGGUGCGUAAAGAGCUAGCGUUUGCGCUCCGGGACCUGCUGGCCCACGGAUUAUAUGCUCCUUCUCAGGGCAUGAGCCUGGUGCUUGCCCCCAUUUCCUGCCUGCUGCCCUUCAGCUCUUCUCCUCAGUCCCUGCAUCCUUGGGAACUUUUCGUCAAGUACUAUCAUUCCAAAAACGGCCAGGCGUUCGUGGAAUCACCUGCCCGACAGCUCUCGCAAUCCUUCAGUUUGCCCGUAGGGGGCGGUCCUGUGACGGUCACACCCAAGCAGUCUCUGUUAUGGGCCAUCCAUACAGUUCUUAAAGAGCACGGCCGAUUCAAACGUAGCGCAGACUCUGAGUUUAAGGCCUUAGUGUGCAUGGCUCUCAAUGAGCAGAGGCUUGUGUCAUGGUUUAACCUGCUGUGUAAGUCUGGGACGCUUAUACACUCACACUACCAGCCCUGGAGCUACAUGGCCCAGACAGGCUUUGAAGGUGCCCUGCGAAUCCUGGGCCGCCUCAGCCAUCUCAAAUUCAGCCUUCCUGUAGACUUGGCUGUCAGGCAGCUGAAAAAUAUCAAAGAUGCUUUCUAAGCAAAAAUAUAUUUGGUAAUUUUGGGCAAGAUUUACCCUCAUAAUCUUAAAAUUAUGAUAAAAAAAACAUAUUCUGUAAUACUAUUUCUCUUUAUUCAGAAGUUCAAAACAUAUUCCCAGAACAUCGAGUACACUGGAAUUAAAAAAUGGAAGUGAAGCAACUCGUGCACUUUUUUUGAGACACUGUUGCUGUUUGCUCGAAUGCCUCCAGUCUCCUUUAAACUGAAGAGGGUGAUUAUGUAG
Rhinichthys klamathensis goyatoka is the source of this 2235-nucleotide messenger RNA. It is a transcript of the gene rundc1, whose product is annotated as RUN domain containing 1. NCBI's taxonomy places the organism in Eukaryota, Metazoa, Chordata, Actinopteri, Cypriniformes, Leuciscidae. The record is from RefSeq and is a predicted model, not a curated record. The coding region runs from base 199 to 1992 and encodes 597 amino acids. The transcript has 4 exons.